AAACACUUAAGUUCGAAUUACACUUCUAGAACUAGAAUCAACCACACUGCACUAUUUUUCCUCGUUCUGAAACCUUAUCUCUUUAGUUAUCCUCAGCCAUGGCGUCACUACUCUUAGCAUCACCUCCUCCACUCUCCAUUCAAUUGAACAAUUCCUCUUCUCACCUUUCUUUCUCUCACUCCCAAACUCUCUCUUCACCGCUCUCCACUCCCUUUCCUUCCCUCUCAGCCUCUGCAUCCUCCACUCUCACCCCAACCCCUUCUGUGUAUUGUGGCAGAGGAGACAGAAAAACUGCAAAGGGUAAACGCUUCAACCAUUCAUUUGGAAAUGCGAGGCCAAAGGACAAGAAGAAGAGUAGAGGGCCACCGAGGCUUUAUGCACCACCGGCACCUUCGAAGAAAGACAAGUACGAGGAUAAUGAGGUGGUGAAGAUUGAAAUUGAUGAGUCACUCUUUUCUGGCUGAUUUUAGUGCUGAAUUGUAAUUUUGAGUCCUAAAUGGUUUAGUUGUUGAUAUGUGAUUCCAUUGUGACAUACACAAUUUGGAUUUUGCUUGUGUUAUAUCAGUUUUUACUUUUAAAUUUGCAUUAUCCUUAAUUGAGGUCACUGUGUUUUCUUUCUGUUGUUUUGGAGCUGGGAAUUGGAAAGACAAUAGUUAUUUUUUAAAAUAAAAAUAUUGGGUGGAUUUUUGUUA
Cajanus cajan (pigeon pea) is the source of this 692-nucleotide messenger RNA. It is a transcript of the gene PSRP4, whose product is annotated as plastid-specific ribosomal protein 4. NCBI's taxonomy places the organism in Eukaryota, Viridiplantae, Streptophyta, Magnoliopsida, Fabales, Fabaceae. Gene Ontology annotation, cellular component: plastid; ribosome. The record is from RefSeq and is a predicted model, not a curated record. Gene Ontology annotation, biological process: plastid translation.